AUGUCUGACGCAGAUGACAAUCGACUUCAUCCAUCCAAAGAAUUCUCGCGGUACAGCAGAAUCCAACCGCGACUGGUUCACGGUCGCCAUAAGCGUUCACUAACGAACACCCGUGAAGAGAACGGACGUCACACGUCGCACCUAACGAUAAUCUAUAGGCUAAGUCAAGCAGAUGUGAUAUUAGAUUUACAACUUAACGAACAGCUGGUCCCGCGGGGCCACUUUCUCAGUUAUCAACUGCCGAAUGGGGCCGGUAAGGCCGUUGAGCGGUACAACCGUACCGACCAGGUGGAACUAUGCCACUAUAGGGGUAAGAUUCAGAACAACCCGGCGUCUAGCGUGGCCCUAUCGACCUGCCGUGGAAUCCGCGGGGUGGUCUUCGAUGGCCACGAAACGUACUAUAUCGAAAGCGAUGCACCGGUUGACAGGGAUGCGAACAGUAUAAACCUCGCAAAUCAUUACAUUUAUCGACAUUCUGAUCUACUGUCGCAUGGGAAGUGCGGCUACGAGGGUGGCGCCAACCAUACCCACGAUCCGGAACUGCAUCGAGAAUCGGAGUUCCAGCGGCUGUCCAGGCAUAAACGUGCCACGCCCAGUAAAUCAUCCUCACCCAUCCGGGGUCCCUACAACGCCAACAAACACUCCAGCUACGUCGAACUGGUCAUCGUCAUCGACAACAAGAUGUUCAAGAGUAUGAAGGAAAACUUCAAAGUGGUCCAGCAAUACUGCAAGGAUAUCACCAACAUUAUCAACGCACUGUACGAACCGCUGAACAUCUUCAUCGGACUGGUGGGCGUGGUGAUCUGGAACGAAGCCAACGAGAUCGAGUUGUCCAGCGAUGGAGAGAUCACGUUGAAGAACUUCUUGCACUAUCGGAAGAAAGUGCUGUUCAAAGAUCACCCGAAUGAUAAUGCGCAGUUGUUCACGAAGGAGCACUUCGAGGGAGGCGUUGUGGGGAAGGCACUGAAAGGGCCGAUCUGUACGUACGAGUUCAGUGGAGGUGUGGAGAUGUACCACAGCGAGGUGAUCGGGGUUCAGGCCACCACGGUAGCGCACGAGAUGGGUCAUAACUUCGGCAUGGAGCACGAUACGCCGGAUUGCCAGUGCGAAGACGAGAGGUGCAUUAUGUCCGCGUCGAGUUCAUCGAUCGCGCCGAAGCAUUGGAGCAGUUGCAGCAUCGAUCAGCUGAACUUGGCCUUCCAUCACGGGAUGAACUACUGUUUGAAGAACAAGCCUACGCAGCUGUUCGACUCGCCGGUUUGCGGGAAUGGAUUCGUAGAACCAGGCGAGCAGUGCGACUGCGGACUGCCGGAUCAUUGCGAGAACUCGUGCUGCAAUCCGAGGACUUGUAUGUUGCAUUCGAAUGCCUCCUGUGCAACUGGGGAGUGCUGCGACCUGGAGACCUGCAAGCCUAAACCUGGAGGAACGGUUUGUCGAGAAGCCGAGGGAGAGUGCGACUUGCCGGAGUAUUGCUCCGGAGAGUCGGAAUAUUGCCCAAACGAUGUCUUCAAGAGGGAUACGGAGGUGUGCGACGACGGAAAGGCGUUCUGCUACAAGGGAUCGUGCAGAUCGCAGAACGAUCAGUGCCGAUUGCUGUGGGGCCCAACAGGGAAGUCGUCGGAUCAGUGCUACAAGAAAAAUGAGGAAGGGACCAGACAUGGAAACUGCGGAUACAAUCGAGUGAAGAACGAGUACGUGAAGUGCGAUGAAGGCGACGUGCACUGCGGAAUGCUUCACUGCCGGCAUUUGAACGAACGACUGGAAUUCGGAAUGGAGUCGGUGGCCAUCCUGUCGCACAGCUUCAUGACCUACAACGGAAGCGUGAUUCCAUGCCGCUCGGCAAUCGUGGAUUUGGGACUGCAGAAGGUCGACCCCGGUCUGGCACCGGAUGGAGCGAAAUGCGGCGAAGGAAAGAUGUGUUUGAACCAAGUGUGUAUGGCCGUGGAAAGUCUUCGAGCACAAGGCAGUGGCGUGGAAUGUCCGGAGAACUGCAACGGCAAUGGUAUCUGUAACAGCGAAGGACACUGCCACUGCAACAAGGGUUUCGGACCACCUUUGUGCAAUAGUCCCGGAAACGGAGGCUCGGAAGACAGCGGGCCGGCAUCGGAUCCAAAUGCUGGCAGCGGCUUCACACGGUUCCUGUACAUCUUCUUCUGCGGAGUGGUCCCGACCUGUGCCAUCUUCGCCUUCGUGGUGUACUACUACCGGCAGGACCAUGCCGGAAGCACCAAGAAGCACCGCAAGCCACCGUCCGUGUCUACCAACAAUAUGAAAACAGAUUCUUCACGAAGUACUGGAUCUACACAUACAACACCAUCCUCUCCCAACUCUCCGGAUGAUAUGAACUCAGCAUUGCUGAGACCUUCGAAUGAUGUGGACUUCAUCAGUAAUAACAACAUGUUCGGUAAAUUCAAAGGCUUCACCCUGAAACCCCUUCCCGAGCCAGGAGCAACCCUUAAGUCCCCCAAUGUAGCGUUUGUCCAUCCGGUGUCAAAGUAUAGCGAGGACACUAGCAGCACCGUUCCCAGUAGACCUGCUCCCCCUGCCCCGAAGUUUAAGCCAGCUGUCCCCGCACACACGGUCCAGAUCGGUAACAGCACCUACAAUAAACCGGCAGGAAUCCACCAGAUCAACGGAUACAAGCUAGCCAAUCACGAGCACCAAAUGGAGGCCGCACCGGCUCUGCCUCCUCUCAAUCCUGGUUCUACGGCACGCCCCAUCAUUUCCAGUCCCAUUCUAGAAUCGUCCACAAACACCUCCAGAGAAAUCAACACCGGAACUGCCAAAAUUCCUAUCCGACCUGCUCCGGUUGUACCCCCGGUGCAGAGCAACCCGUCUGGGGGAUCCGAAGAAAACAUGGCCCCGGAGAUCCUGAUCAAUCCAACCAGCAAAGACAAGAAACCCAAGGAAGGCAAACUGAACCGCAUCACCUCGUACCUGAAGAAGGACGAAAAGCUUCCCAAGGCCGAACCCAAGAACAUCAAGAUCGCCGACAAGGAGAAGCUGAAAAACUUGGAGAUAUCCGCCCCGAUUCCCAUCGCUUCCGACCUGGCGAAAAGUAUGCCCAAGUUGAACGAAACCGAAUCGGUGCUGGGACCAGGCGUUGCUACCGUCCAACGAGCGAAGAGCAUGCGAGAUCCGGAAGCGAACGGCAAGCGAGUACCAGGAGAUGGCCAGGCCGCUACCGAGUCUCCAAGAAAAUUCUCGACGCUGAAGCGUCCACAGAGCAUGGUCGGAUCGCGUCCAACUAUGCCUCCACCACGACCUCCAGUUCCUCCGGCACCCACGGUCACCGAAAUCAAGCCAAAUACUCACGGUUACCGGAAACCAGCAUCGCUGAAGUCGGUUACGAUCGUUGCUCCCCGAAAUGACUACGACGACUGCCAGGACGUGGAAGACUCCAUCACCACUGCAACCUCCAACGGAUCUUCGUCUGUCCUCGGACAUGACAACAUCUAUUCGGUCAUCGACGAAUCUCCGUCACCUCCGAGUAUCAUGUCACCGCAGGCCACGCUCUCUUCCGGAAGUUCUGACAGUAUGGGCCUCCUGGGCGAGAUCGUCAACGAGAUUGAAAGCCGGGGAAGCGAUUCUGUGUACAUAGCUUCCACAUUGAAGAGGGACGGAGGUGUCCGGAAGAACUCUCAGGCGCCCAUGGCCGAGGAGGAAGAUGACGAACCCACGUACGUCAACACUUCAGAGAUUCAGGACGAUGAAGAAGGGGCGGGAGCUCCCACGGACGACGACGAGCCGUACCCGGCAAAUCUCAAGUCCAGCGUGAGUACCACGUCCAGCGGAUAUCUACGACCGUCGGCGAUCAACGCCCCGAUCGCACGGGUGGCGCCAUCUAAGCCAGAAAGUGUUUCAACUAAUUUAAGUAGCUUUAGAAAUGGCGGCUCAAACGUCUUGAGCUCUCUUCAGUUUGAAGGCCCUGUGGAGUCCAGUAGGCCUCCAGCAGUGACAACGAAAAAGUCCACGACAACGGCAGCUCCCUACAAGCCUUAUCAUAGUUCCGUGACCAACAGCCGCCCGGGAUCUGUCGUAGCGGCCACCAAGUCCAAGAUCAACCAGGAAAAACUCUCCAACGGCGUCAGCACCUUCACGGCGCCGAAACUCAGCCGAAAUCCGACACCCCCUAGCAUCACCGCGACUACCAACGGCAGUCGAAAACCCCUGAACAACUCUUCGGUUCGAACGCGAAGCCCUUCUCCAAAGGGCCGAAUUGCUAAUGGUGGCGUCACGACUGCCAAGGCAACCGCCGUCACCCCAGCGCAGAAACCCAAAACAGCGGCAAAACCAGAGAGCGUCGUCAAGCCGAAGAUCUCAACCGCCAACAGCAAGAUCCUAACGGCGGCCGCCCGACCUGGUCCCGGAAAGUCCUCCAACGUGGCGUCGUUGCAGCAGAAGUUCGAAACGAAAAAGUAGGAGCGCCAUCUCUACUUAGAAUCCGUACUAGCAGAAAAAAUAAACGCCAAACACGCCCAGAAAAUUCCAUUCAGAGACUAACUCACGCUUCGAGCGGAAACUGCCUCGGCGUGAAUAUCAAUCGUUCAUAUUAUGUUAAUAUGAAAUUGUGAAAACGGUCCGCGAGGACCGCGUUCAGUUCCGAUUCCGAACACAGUAAGAAUAAUAACAAUCAAAAUCACCGAUGUGUGAAUUAGGAUAAACAAUAGAAGAGUUCGCGCGCGCAAUAGAUCGUUUUCGGUUUUUACAAACGUUACAAGCAACCUUACACAAAGAUUAUUAGAUAUUUGAUAAGCAAAAUGUUGUCGCAGUGAACCUCCUACGGCUUGAUCUCCUCGAUCCGCGUUCCCUCCCCGAUUUUUCCACAGUGUUCUAUUGUUUCUUGCUGUGCUUUUGUCCCCUCCUGCGAGGUUAUCGAAUUGCGCUUGCCGGAGAAAGCAAAAUAUCCCGAGACAAGUCCGUCAUAGUUUAGGGAAUCUCACUUGUUUGUAAAUAGUAACCAAAGAAGAAGAAAAAUAUGCUUGGAAGAAAAGGACGGAUAGAGAACGUUGACCGGAGUAUAGGAACGUUUGGGUGCGAAAUUCGAUUUGGAGUCCGUUAUCAAAGGAAGAUAAGAAAACGAAUUUGGAAAGAUCGAAAACUAAUCAAAAGAAGAAAAAGAAGAAAUAGAUCACAUCCCAAGCAACAUUUUAGAAUCCAAUUAGAUUUGGGGAGACCUUCAACGAUUGUUCCAAGGAUCUGUUCUAAUCUAUUAGACCUAAAAAUGUUACUUGGGAUGACUGCUUUUUACGAUUGGACGGUAAACCAAUUACUAUUUGUGUAGGAUUUGCAAAUUAAUCAAUUGUGAAAUGAUGAUAGAAGGAAGUCCCUAGAGGAAGAGAAUGGUGCAUCAUUCAGCAUACUAUUUGUGUAAAGUGAAACUGCUUUUUAUAUAGGUGAACAAAUGAACAAUUGUCAACGAGAGAGGGAGAGAAAAGAAGAAGAAAAGAGAAUAUAACUCUAACGAAAUAAAGUCUUUUAUAAUAUUGAA
Molecule: messenger RNA, 5491 nt
Organism: Aedes albopictus (Asian tiger mosquito)
Lineage: Eukaryota; Metazoa; Arthropoda; Insecta; Diptera; Culicidae
Gene: Meltrin
Product: disintegrin and metalloproteinase domain-containing protein 12
Exons: 8
Coding region: 1-4422 (1473 amino acids)
Biological process (GO): membrane protein ectodomain proteolysis
Molecular function (GO): metalloendopeptidase activity
Source: RefSeq, a predicted model, not a curated record